CAACUUUUUAUUUCCUCAAAACACACAAUAUUGCAAAACAAUUUUCUUUUCCUACGAGGUCGACCAUUUUUUCGACCGAUCCUUCAAACAGAAAUUUCUUCUUUUCUCGACUUUUUUUUUUUUUACAAUGCGGCGUGAUUUCUGACAAAAAGCGCGUUAUACGCGUGUGCAUUAACGCACCAACGCGAUGCAGUGAAAAAUUCCGAACGACUUUCUUCUCGGAGAUCGCGGAGUCAAUUGAACAGUCUUCUCCGAGUGGUCGGCGCGUUUGCGUCGUUCGUGGAAAAGCGAGACGGUCGCGAACGUUAUGACGAACGGCGCCAAAUGCAUCUCCUCGUCCGUCGCGGAUUGCGGCGACAAGGAUGUCAAACAACAGUUCUUCAAGGAGGAGACGAUGCGAAAGGCCAAGUCGAUCGCCGGACACGUCGGCCUUCUAAUCGCUCUGAUGCUCUAUACCGCGAUCGGAGGAUUGGUCUUCCGGCAGAUUGAACUUCCGGCGGAGCUCGAGCGGCUCGAGCGUUUGCGUGCGAAAUUACGCGCGCAACGAUACCGUUUUGUCGAGUCCGUCUUCAACAACACGGACGUCUCCAAUUUGCGAACUUUGGUGAGCGUGGAGCUACGCGACUACGAGGAAGCGGUUCAGGAGGCGGCGGAAGCGGGUCUUUUAGUUAGUUUCGUCGCGGACAUCAUCGUUCAGAACGAUCGGGCCGAAUCGACGAACCUACCGCCCGUCGUGACCGAGAGGUGGAGCGUUCUCCAAGCGAUUUUUUUCGCCAGCACCGUCCUCACCACGAUCGGAUAUGGAAACGUCGUGCCCUCCACCAACCUGGGAAAGAUCUUCUGCAUCCUCUUCGCUUUCGUCGGCAUACCCCUCACCCUCAUCGUGAUCGCUGAUCUGGGAAAACUGUUCGCUGAGGUUGUGGUGCAUAUCGCGCUCGUGGCGAAGUCGAAGCUUCCGUUUCGCGCCAGACUCUCGUGCAUUCCGACGAACGUAACCGGCCGACGAUCGCUCGGUGCGUGCGCCGCCAUCGCGCUGCUCUUUCUGUACCUCGCUUGCGGCGCCGGCAUGUUCAUGCUGUGGGAGGACGACUGGGAUUUCUUCGACGGGUUCUACUUCUGCUUCGUGACCAUGACCACCAUCGGCUUCGGUGACCUCGUGCCGAAGAAGCCCAAGUACACAUUGUUGUGUACGCUGUACAUCCUGGUCGGUCUGGCGCUGACCGGAACCAUAAUCGAACUGGUCAGACGACAAUACGCCCAGUCGUGGAGGAGGCUGCAACGACUGAGCGGUCCGUUGGCCGAAGCUCUCAGAAAACUCGGCGAGCAAGCGGGCGACGACAUGUCCGCAUUGCAUUCGGAUUUGAGGAAAGUACUGACGGUCAUAUCGAUGCCGCGCUUGAGGUGGUCCGCGUCCGUCGAUCGGGACGGAGUACCGAAGGAUCGCGAUUGGGAAGAAGCGAUUGAAGCGAUGCUACGCGACAUCGCCAGGUCCGCACCGCCGCCCAAAAAACCGAUCGUGCAGAUCGUUGUUUACGAAUCCAGCGUCUGAAACGUCUCUCUCGCUGCUCUUAAAGAAAAUGAAAAAAAAAAAAAAAAAAAAUAUCGCCGAGACACGAUAUUUCGGAUGAAACCAAGAAGAGAUUGAAAUAAACAAAUCGGCAAUAAAGAAUCUGGACUCUGUGUUGUCCAGUUAACUCUGUUGUCAAUUUAUUUAUUUCCAGGAAAAUAAAAUGUGCUAGUCGAAAUCUUGCGUCUCGUUGUUUUUUGU
Molecule: messenger RNA, 1768 nt
Organism: Pseudomyrmex gracilis
Lineage: Eukaryota; Metazoa; Arthropoda; Insecta; Hymenoptera; Formicidae
Product: TWiK family of potassium channels protein 7-like
Exons: 7
Coding region: 308-1549 (413 amino acids)
Biological process (GO): stabilization of membrane potential; potassium ion transmembrane transport
Cellular component (GO): membrane
Molecular function (GO): potassium ion leak channel activity
Source: RefSeq, a predicted model, not a curated record